Messenger RNA from Canis lupus familiaris (dog), 4881 nucleotides. It is a transcript of the gene ARHGEF10L, whose product is annotated as Rho guanine nucleotide exchange factor 10 like. NCBI's taxonomy places the organism in Eukaryota, Metazoa, Chordata, Mammalia, Carnivora, Canidae. Gene Ontology annotation, biological process: SREBP signaling pathway; actin cytoskeleton organization; positive regulation of stress fiber assembly. The coding region runs from base 260 to 4093 and encodes 1277 amino acids. The transcript has 29 exons. Gene Ontology annotation, molecular function: protein binding; guanyl-nucleotide exchange factor activity. Gene Ontology annotation, cellular component: cytosol. The record is from RefSeq and is a predicted model, not a curated record.
CCUGCCUGCCCGCCUGGCAGGUCUGGCAGGUGAGUGACUCACAAGCCUGGGCCUUCUGCACGCCUGGCGCAGGGAGCUAGUGUACCUGACCCCUGGGCUCCUGCCUGCCCUGCCAGCUGCUGUGACCGACGGGACCUUUUCCUGGCAGCAGGGCCCGACCCUACCACCUGCGUGCGCCUUUCCCAAAGGGCCAGAUUUGGACUGCACAGAAUCCAGGCGAGCGGCUGGGACGGUGCUGGUCUGAGCUGGACUUUGUCUGAUGGCUUCCUCCAACCCUCCGCCACAGGCUGCCAUAGAAGAUCAGCUGGUUCCCGGAGGCCCCGGCCCCUCCCCCGAGGCGGAGGACGACCCUGGAGAGGCUUUUGAGUUUGACGACAGUGAUGAUGACGAGGACACCAGCGCCGGUCUGGGUGUCCCAGGCCUUGCCCCAGAGAAGGACAUCGAGGAUGCCCCACUGAUCCACUUGGACUCCGCCCCCACCACUGACCCAGACCCAGCAGCCUCACCACCCCAGACAGAGGUGCCACCAGUGGUGAGCAACGGGGAUGCUGCUUUCUCCGGGGUCCGGCGCUCCAGCUGGAAGCGGAAGAGCUCCCGCCGGACAGUCGACCGGUUCACUUUCCCCGCCCUGGAAGAGGAUGUGAUUUACGACGACGUGCCCUGCGAGACCCUGGAUGCCCAUCAGCCCGGGGUGGAGAGGAACCUGCUCUAUGAGGAUGUGCACCGGGACGGAGGGCCCAGGGAGGCGGAGGACCUAGGCUGGAGCUCCAGUGAGUUUGAGAGCUACAGUGAGGACUCGGGGGAGGAGACCAAGCCAGAGGCAGAGCCUACCAAGCACCGAGUGUCCUUCCAGCCCAAGCUUUCUCCAGACCUGACUAGGCUAAAGGAGAGAUGCGCCAGGACUAAGAAAGACAUCUUGGCUUUAAGAGCUGGGGGGAGAGACAUGCAGGCGCUGAAGCACAAGUACGAUUGUAAGAUGACCCAGCUCAUGAAGGCUGCCAAGAGCGGGACCAAGGAUGGGCUGGAGAAGACGAGGAUCGCCGUCAUGCGCAAAGUAUCCUUUCUGCACAGGAAAGACGUGCUCGGUGACUCGGAGGAGGAGGACAUGGGGCUCCUGGAGGUCAGCGUCACGGACAUCAAGCCCCCGGCCCCGGAGCUGGGCCCCAUGCCAGACGGCCUGAGCCCUCAGCAGGUGGUCCGGAGGCACAUCCUCGGCUCCAUCGUGCAGAGCGAAGGCAGCUACGUGGAGUCUCUGAAGCGGGUGCUCCAGGAUUACCGCAACCCCCUGAUGGAGAUGGAGCCCAAGGUGCUGAGCGCCCGCAAGUGCCAGGUGGUCUUCUUCCGCGUGAAGGAGAUCCUGCACUGCCACUCCAUGUUCCAGAUAGCCCUGUCGUCCCGCGUGGCUGAGUGGGACUCCACCGAGAAGAUUGGGGACCUCUUUGUAGCUUCAUUCUCCAAGUCCAUGGUGCUAGAUGUGUAUAGCGACUACGUGAACAACUUCACCAACGCCAUGUCCAUCAUCAAGAAGGCCUGUCUCACCAAGCCCGCCUUCCUCGAGUUCCUCAAGCGGCGGCAGGUGUGCAGCCCGGACCGCGUCACGCUCUACGGGCUCAUGGUGAAGCCCAUCCAGAGGUUCCCACAGUUCAUCCUCCUGCUUCAGGACAUGCUGAAGAACACGCCCAGGGGCCACCCCGACAGGCUCUCCCUGCAGCUCGCCCUCACCGAGCUGGAGACGCUGGCCGAGAAGCUCAAUGAGCAGAAGCGGCUGGCCGACCAGGUGGCCGAGAUCCAGCAGCUGACCAAGAGCGUCAGCGACCGCAGCAGCCUCAACAAGCUGUUGACCUCGGGUCAGCGGCAGCUGCUCCUGUGUGAGACGCUGACCGAGACCGUGUACGGUGACCGCGGGCAGCUGAUCAAGUCCAAGGAGCGCAGGGUCUUCUUGCUCAACGACAUGCUGGUCUGCGCCAACAUCAAUUUCAAGCCUGCCAACCACAGGGGCCAGCUGGAGAUCAGCAGCCUGGUGCCCCUGGGGCCCAAGUACGUGGUGAAGUGGAACACGGCGCUGCCCCAGGUGCAGGUGGUGGAGGUGGGCCAGGACGGCGGCUCGUACGACAAGGACAACGUGCUCAUCCAGCACGCUGGCGCCAAGAAGGCCUCUGCCGUGGGCCAGGCCCAGAAUAAGGUGUAUUUCGGGCCCCCGCGCCUCUUCCAGGAGCUGCAGGACCUGCAGAAGGACCUGGCUGUGGUAGAGCAGAUCACCUUCCUCAUCAGCACGCUGCACGGCACCUACCAGAACCUGAACAUGACCGUGGCUCAGGACUGGUGCCUGGCCCUGCAGAGGCUAAUGCGGGUGAAGGAGGAGGAGAUCCACUCGGCCAACAAGUGUCGUCUCAGGCUCCUGCUUCCCGGAAAACCUGACAAGUCCGGCCGCCCCAUCAGCUUCAUGGUGGUCUUCAUCACCCCCAACCCGCUGAGCAAGAUCUCCUGGGUCAACAGGUUGCACUUGGCCAAGAUCGGACUCCGGGAGGAGAACCAGCCGGGCUGGCUGUGUCCGGAUGAGGACAAGAAGAGCAAAGCCCCGUUCUGGUGCCCCAUCCUGGCCUGCUGCAUCCCCGCCUUCUCCUCCCGAGGCCUCAGCCUGCAGCUUGGGGCCCUGGUCCACAGUCCUGUCAGCUGUCCCCUGCUGGGCUUCUCAGCGGUCAGCACGUCCCUCCCACAGGGCUACCUCUGGGUCGGAGGUGGGCAGGAAGGUGCAGGGGGCCAGGUGGAGAUCUUCUCCUUGAACCGGCCCUCACCCCGCACGGUCAAGUCCUUCCCGUUGGCGGCCCCUGUGCUCUGCAUGGAGUACAUUCCCGAGCCGGAGGAGGGGGAGAGUGGAGACGAGAGCCACGUGGCCACUGAGCCCUCGGCCACAGUGCAUCCGACCAUCUGCCUCGGACUCCAGGAUGGCAGCAUCCUGGUUUAUGGCAGUGUGGACACAGGUACCCAGUGCCUAGCGACCUGUAGAAGCCCGGGCCUGCAGCCUGUGCUCUGCCUGCGGCACAGCCCCUUUCACCUAUUUGCCGGCCUGCAGGAUGGGACCCUCGCCGCCUACCCUCGGACCAGUGGAGGCGUCCCCUGGGACCUGGAGAGUCCUCCCGUGUGCCUGACUGUGGGGCCGGGACCCAUCCGCACCCUUCUGAGCCUGGAGGAUGCCGUGUGGGCCAGCUGUGGGCCUCGUGUCACCGUGCUGGAUGCCACCAGCUUACAGACUCAGCAAAGCUUCGAGGCGCACCAGGACGAGGCGGUGAGUGUGACACACAUGGUGAAGGCAGGCAGUGGUGUCUGGAUGGCCUUCUCCUCUGGCUCCUCCAUCCGCCUCUUCCACACCGAGACACUGGAGCAUCUACAGGAGAUCAACAUUGCCACCAGGACCACCUUCCUCUUGCCAGGCCAGAAGCACUUGUGCGUCACCAGCCUCCUGAUCUGCCAGGGUCUGCUCUGGGUGGGCACCGACCAGGGCGUCAUCGUCCUCCUGCCUGUACCUCGGCUAGAAGGCAUCCCCAAGAUCACAGGGAAAGGCAUGGUGUCGCUCAACGGUCACUGCGGGCCUGUGGCCUUCCUGGCCGUGGCCACCAGCAUCCUGGCCCCCGACAUCCUGCGGAGCGACCAGGAGGAGGCCGAGGGGCCGCGGGCCGAGGAGGACAAGCCGGACGGGCAGGCCCACGAGCCAGCGCCCGCGCCCGCCAGCCACGUGGGCCGAGAGCUGACCCGCAAGAAGGGCAUCCUCCUGCAGUACCGCCUGCGCUCCACCGCGCACCUCCCGGGCCCGCUGCUGUCCGUGCGGGAGCCCGCGCCCGCCGACGGCUCGGCCCUGGAGCACAGCGAGGAGGACGGCUCCAUCUACGAGAUGGCCGACGACCCCGACGUGUGGGUGCGCAGCCGGCCCUGCACCCGGGACGCCCACCGCAAGGAGAUCUGCUCCGUGGCCAUCAUCUCCGGGGGGCAGGGCUACCGCAACUUUGGCAGCGCCCCGGGGGGCAGCGGGAGGCCGGCCCCGUGCGGGGAGACGGACAGCGCCCUCCUCAUCUGGCAGGUGCCCUUGACGCUAUAGCCCCCGCCCGGGCGCCCAGCCGCAGGCCUGGUGGCAGGGAUGCGCGGCUCUCGGCCCGCUGUGGGCCCCUCCCGCCGGCCGGGGACCCCCUGGAGCGCUGGGGAGACUGGCCUUCCAGGGACCUCGACGAUGGGCCUGGGUCUCCUGGAACUACCUUGGCAGCACAGAGGAGAACUUCUUCCUUUUUAUUUAAAAAAAAAAAAAAAAUAUAUAUAUAUAUGUAUAUAUAUAUAUAUAUAUAUACAUAUAUAUAUAUAUUUCAGAGUGCUUGGGGGAGGAGUUUGGGUUUGGGGAGAGGAUACCUCUGGAGGAAAUGGCCUUCUUUUUAAAAGCAAAAAAACCCACAAACACAAAACCUCACGACUGCCUGGCAAGCCCACCCGAGCGGGGCUCCGAGGCGGCCACGCGCCUCUCCUGGAAGGGCGUGUGCGCGUGAGUGUCUGAGAGCGUGCGUGCGGGCUGGUGUGUGAAUAUGUAUAAAUACGUACAUAUGGUGUAUAUUAUGUGUAUAAAUGAAGUCUGUACAUAUUGGAGCUCUGGGAGAUGCUGGAAUAAAAGGCAAGAAUAACGUGAGUACCUGGGUUGACUUCUGUUUGCUGAGAGGUGACGGGGAAGAGAGAGCCGCUGUCACGAGAUAGGGCUGUCCCGGAACCAGCAGCCGCGGCCCCAGGAGAGCCCGCCACCCCGCACAGGCCCCGCAACGAGCUGUGUGGGGCACUCGCAGAUCGGUGGCCACGUGCAGUUUCUACUUUUGUAAUUAAUUCACAUGAAAUAAAGUCACAAAUUCA